Molecule: messenger RNA, 2668 nt
Organism: Brassica oleracea var. oleracea
Lineage: Eukaryota; Viridiplantae; Streptophyta; Magnoliopsida; Brassicales; Brassicaceae
Product: diacylglycerol kinase 2
Exons: 8
Coding region: 211-2337 (708 amino acids)
Molecular function (GO): ATP-dependent diacylglycerol kinase activity
Source: RefSeq, a predicted model, not a curated record
UCUCUCUCUCUCUCUCACCUCUCUUUCUCUUUCUCGGCUUCGCUGGCUUAGAGGAGGUAAAAGGAAUUGGAGAAAAUUUUGACUGGUGCUCGUAAAAUCUAGGGUUUUAAUUUUACCUCCCCGUUCUCCGUCGUGAACUCCGAUCCGAUUCUGUGAAUUUGAUUUCAUCUGGCGUAAAAGCUGUAAGUUAAAUGGCAUAUUAGGUUUACAAUGAUGGAAGUGGGAUUCUCUUUUAUUCACUGGCUGAUCAAUUCUGGGGCUGAUAGUCCCUUUAUAUUCGGAUGGCUUGUAACUGGAUCACUUGGAGUUCUCGCUCUUGUGUACGCGUUUCUUAAAUGGCAGAACAAAACUUCUCUUAAUUGGGUUAAAGCUGCUGCUAGAGAGAAGAAGAAGGUAUGGAAACGAUUGAGAGUUCCACUCUCUCAUCAUCAAUGGACCGAUGAUUACGGUUACGGCCCUCAGCCAUCCACCUGCUGCGUCUGUCUCUACUCUCUUGUCCCAGGCCAGAAUGUUUCUAAUAAAGCAGCUCUGAGUAUCCCUGUCCACAGGUGUUCUGUAUGUGGCGUAGCAGCUCACUUUUACUGCUCAGGCUCUGCGGCGAAAGAUUGUAAAUGUGUUGCGCAGGCUGGAUCUGACCAUGUAAGGCAUCACUGGUCUGAGCGGUGGGUUAACAUGGAUGAUAAUGCCGACAUGUCUGCUUUUUGCUUCUACUGUGAUGAACCCUGUGGUGUUCCUUUCAUUGAGGCUUCUCCGAUGUGGCACUGUCUUUGGUGCCAGCGCCUCAUACAUGUCAAGUGUCACAUGAUUAUGUCCAAGGAAUCCGGUGACGCUUGUGAUCUUGGCUCUCUCAGAAGGGUGAUUCUCUCUCCAGUGCAUGUAAAAGUCAGCGGAGAAAGUGGCGUUAACAGAGUACUGAGUACUAUUAAAAACGAGUUAGCUUCGAUACGAGGGCAGAUGAGAAGAAAGCGAAAUAGGGGUAAAAAUGGGAAUGCCCAAUCUAAUGGUGGUAAGCUAUUGGAGGAUUCAGGCAGCAAUCCUGCGAAAAGCCUAGUUAAUGGGCUUGUAGUUAAGAAACUACGCAGAGACAGGAGCAUAGAUUGCUUAAAGAAGGUCUCGGACAUGCCAAAUGGUAUUGGGGCACCUAAACGAAGUAAAAAUGCUGUUAUUAAUUGUAUGAAGAAGUAUAGCUUGGUUGAUUUGCCCCCGGAUGCAAGACCGCUUUUGGUCUUUAUUAAUGCUAAGAGUGGAGGCCAGCUCGGUCCUUUCCUACAUAGGAGACUCAAUAUGCUGUUAAAUCCAGUACAGGUCUUUGAACUUGGAUCUUGUCAAGGGCCAGAUGCUGGUCUAGACCUAUGUAGCAAAGUGAAGUACUUUAGAGUUUUGGUGUGCGGGGGAGAUGGAACAGUUGCUUGGGUGCUUGAUGCCAUUGAGAAGCGGAAUUUCGAAUCUCCUCCACCUGUCGCUAUUCUUCCGUUAGGAACAGGAAAUGAUCUAUCUAGAGUUUUGCAGUGGGGAAGAGGUAUUUCGGUAGUUGAUGGACAAGGAAGUCUAAGAACGUUUUUGCAAGACAUUGAUCAUGCUGCAGUCACAAUGUUGGAUCGCUGGAGUGUAAAGAUUGUAGAAGAGAGUACAAAAAUAUUUCCGGCAAGAGAAAGCCACAAGUUUAUGAUGAAUUACUUAGGUAUUGGCUGCGAUGCCAAGGUUGCAUAUGAAUUUCACAUGAUGCGGCAAGAAAAUCCAGAGAAGUUUUGUAGUCAGUUUGUAAAUAAAUUACGAUAUGCUAAAGAAGGUGCUAGGGAUAUCAUGGAUCGAGCAUGUGCCGAUUUACCAUGGCAAGUCUGGCUUGAGGUUGAUGGAAAAGACAUUGAUAUUCCCAAGGAUUCAGAGGGUCUAAUAGUACUUAACAUUGGAAGUUAUAUGGGCGGAGUAGAUCUUUGGCAAAAUGAUUAUGAACAUGACGAUGAUGAUAAUUUUAGCAUUCAGUCUAUGCACGACAAGACUCUCGAGGUUGUAUGUGUCCGUGGAGCGUGGCACCUGGGGAAGCUACAGGUUGGUCUUUCUCAGGCUAGGAGGCUAGCACAGGGGAAGGUAAUAAAAAUACAUGUUUCUAGUCCUUUCCCUGUUCAAAUAGAUGGAGAACCGUUUAUUCAGCAACCUGGAUGCUUGGAAAUAACUCACCACGGGCAGGUGUUUAUGUUAAGAAGAGCAUCAGAUGAACCUAGAGGCCAUGCAGCGGCCAUAAUGAACGAGGUCUUACUCGAUGCAGAAUGCAAAGGAGUCAUAAACGCAUGUCAAAAGAAAGAACUUCUUCAACAAAUGGCUCUCCAUCUCUCUUAGAAGAAGAGAAAUACAAAUAUCAUCUCAACAAGUUUUGCUAACAAGAAUAGUAACUUACAAUCUUGUCUUACCCAACUAGAAAGCCCGGGUACGAGAUUUUUGCUUUGUACCCUGAUUUUUUGUGUAUUUUUUAUUUUUCCCUUUUUGUGUGUGUUGUGAAGAGUGUCAUAUGUAUAGUGUGUCCAUACGAAAGCCCCCGAGAUUGGCUUCGCAAAGUGUCAACUAGAAAAACUUUGGUCAUAUACAUACAUACAGUGGUUAAUUUUUAGGGUAUGAUACAAAGGCCAUGAAGAAAGGCUUAAUUUACCUACCCCACAUCAAUCGUCUUUUC